Molecule: messenger RNA, 1377 nt
Organism: Stylonychia lemnae
Lineage: Eukaryota; Ciliophora; Spirotrichea; Sporadotrichida; Oxytrichidae
Source: the annotation of a GenBank genome assembly
AUGCAAACCAAUUCUGACCCUUUUCAAAGAAGCAAUAUAAAAGCUACCUAAGAGUUAUAAAAGGAUCCAAAGUAUGCUUCUUUUUUAGUCUGGUGUAAGGAAUAAGGGAUGUGCUUAGAAAAAAUAAAUUUUCCGACUGUGUUUGGUCCUUAGGGCUAUUUAGUUGGAAUUGCCACAAACUAAAAAAUUCAAACUGGUGAGUGGUUCUUUAAGAUCCCAUGUUCAACUCGAACUGACUUUUAAACUAUUAGAGAGAGUCCGUAUAUUGGUCAAAUCCUGAAAGCACUAGAUAUUAAUGAAGACCUCACACUAUCUCUAUAUAUUAUGCAUUAACUACUUAUUGGCACUCAAUCAAGAAUUUAUCAUCCUCUCUCAGUUUUCACUCCAGCUGACACUCCAUUUUUAUGGAGCAAUGAGGAAAUUAAUUUGAUAGGAGACAAACAAACUGUAAAUCUUAUUAAUAAGAUGAAAGAUCAAACGCUAUAAGAUGCUUAAGAGAUUUACAAUAAAGUUCUUGAAUUUGGAAUUUUAGAUAAAUUUUGCAUUGGUGAAUAAUCCAGGGAAAAUUUUAUCUAAUAAUAUCUUCUUGCCUGGUAGUACUCAUAGACUAGGUAUGUGCAGUAUGAGUUUUAUUUGAAAUUUCAUACUGUUGCUCAUCUUAUUGAAUCUAUGAAUCACACUCCUGGAAGGUACUCCCUUCAUUAGUUAGUAGACUCAAAUGGAAAUGUAUUAGCCUCAAAUAAGAUUGGUAUCACAAAUCUUUAUUGUAUACCAGGAUUUGAAUCGAUAAACGGGUAAUAUGUCGCACCAAAUUUGGAUGAACUAAAUGAAAUCAUAAGUGAAGUACCAAUUGAAAUCAAUAACGAGUAAAUUCAUUCUAUGGUGCCACCUGAGGGCUCUUAUUUUUAAAUGGUGAGCCUUUAUGACUUGGAAGAAGGCGAGCAGAUACCAUAUAACUACGGUCAUGUGACUAAUAGGUCUCUACUCAUAAAUUAUGGGUUUAUUAUUCAAAAUAAUGAGAGUGAUUGCUUUUCAAUAAUUCUACAAAUUCAGGGAAGACAAAAGCACAUCAUUUUGCACAGGAAUAAUAAAAGUGAUAAAUUUCUCGCUGCAUGUGCAGAAGUACUCAAGGAUUCUGGCCUAAUAAAAUAUUCAAAUGACUUGGUUUGUCAGUUUGGUAUUGAUCUAAUCUAUUAGUAGUAUUAUCUAGACUUUGAAAAGUAACUAGACGAUGUAGAAGAAAUCUCAGAAGAAUAGUUGAGCAGCAGAAAGAAUAUGGCAUUAGAAUUUAAAUAAUAUCAAAAAAUCAUAUACCAAUAUCAUGUAAAUGAAAUAAGAAAACUAAUGACAUUGAAUCAAAUUUCACAAUCAAGAUGA